Messenger RNA from Owenia fusiformis, 2273 nucleotides. The record is from the annotation of a GenBank genome assembly. NCBI's taxonomy places the organism in Eukaryota, Metazoa, Annelida, Polychaeta, Sabellida, Oweniidae.
CAGCAAAUACCUGGCCUGAAUCAUCAACAGCAAAUUCCUGGUUUGAAUCAGCAACAGCAAAUUCCUGGAUUAAACCCUCAACAGCAAAUUCCUGGUUUGAAUCAGCAACAGGCACCUGGGUUGCGUCCUCCACAAUCCCAUUUAGGGGUGCCACUUCAGCAAUCUCCUGUUAUUCCCCCACCUCAGGGACAGCCAGGCCACCCCCAGCAGCAAGGCCCUCCCCAACAAGGAAUGCCCUUGCCUCAACAGAGAAUGCCACCACCUCAAGGUAUGCCUCCACAACAGGGGAUUCCCCAACCAGGACAACAAGCCAUAUCCCCUCAAGGGAAUCCCCAGCAGGGGAUGCCUCCGAGGCAAGGAAUGCCCCCUCAACAGGGAAUUCCCCAACAGCAAGGAUUACCUCCUCAGGGGGUUCCUCCGAGACCUGGCAUCCAACCUCAAUUCUCUGGUCAGCCAUUCAAUGCCCCAUCUCGUCCUGAUACAAGUGUUCCACCCCCAGGAUUCGAUCCUAAUACCCCACCCCCAGGGUUCAAAAGUAGCUUUAGGCCUGGAGGACAACCCCAAUCUCCCCAAAUAACCCCCCAGGCAAGACCAUUUUCCGUUGGGUUUGGGGGACCAAAUCAGUCACCAUCUCCCACAACUUUAGGCCCGAGAUUAACAUCUCCUCCCCCAAGGGCCCAGGUGCCUUCCUAUGCUGCUCUCCCAGGCAUGACCCCACCCUCUCCCAGCCAGCUUUACCCCGUACAUCAACGACCCCCUAUGUCCCAGUCUCAACAGCAGGCUCCCAUGUCUGCCCCUCAGUCAAUAGCAAAUCUUUCUAAUCGCUUCCCUCCCCCAAAUACCUCUAAUCAAUUUGGUGGACCAUCUGCUAACCCGGUUCCCUCUCCUAGCGUGCGACCUAAUAGUGUUUCUACCCCUGAGGUGCAGCCAUCUAAUUUACGUGUUAUAGAUAGGACUUCAAUGAACCAGGGGGGACCUUCCAACCCCCAGCAGGUAGAUUCAAUGUACUCACAGCCAAGGGCACCUAUGGGUGUGUCCCCUCCUACUGGCAAUAUGUUUCAACAAUCCCCUAGACCACCAUUGCCUCAUAGUGGCCCCUCUAGUGGACCCCCCACAUCUACGUCUAAUGCCAUGUUCCAACCACCCCCUGGCUCAGCACUCUAUGGAGGUGUCCCCAACCAAGUGAACUCAAACAAUGGGCCCACCCCCCAAUCUGGCCAGGCACCUGCUCCAUCAUCAGUCAGUGAGAAACUCGCAGCUGAGAAACGUGCUGAAGACAAACUUGCAGCCGAACAGGAGGAAUUCAUCAAUAAAUUAAAACGUCGAGCUAGUGCACCGCCUACACCCUCAAACAGCACUACUGAGGCUGAUUCAAAUUCUGCUAAGCCCCCAGAGCCCAAGGAAGCCCCGCCCCCUCCUAGACAGUCAGAGCCCCCUAUAGACCCAAACAAGAAAGCCCAACUUGAAGCAGAAGCCCAAGAUUUAAUAGAGAAAGAACUAAUGGCUUUCUUAGGUGGAGGAGGAGAUAAGUCUGACAGUAAGAAAAUGCACUCAGUGGUACAGAAAGCUGACAGUGACAAGGGAUCUGAUCGUGGUGGAUCCAGAGAACGUCGUAUUAGUGAAAAGGAAGACCGUAGAUCAAAUAGUGGUAGAGAAUUCGAACAUAAGGACUACAAUCACGGUGGUCAAAGGAAACGAGACUAUGAUCGUGAAUAUGAUAGAGACUAUGAACGUGAUCAUGAUCGACGGGAAUCACGGGAUUAUUAUGAUCGAAGAGGAUCAGCUGAUUAUUACUCAAGGGAUCGAGAUGGUUAUGAUGAUCACUAUAGGGAUCCAAGGGAUCAAUACUACAGAGAGCCUACUUACUCGAGGCCUACUAAGAGACCUGUGCCGCCCCCUAUACCUCCCCCUCCUUCGCCUUUUGCUGAUAGGAAGGGACGAUUUCCACCACGAUUCUGAACAUUUAUAUUUCAAAUUGAAAUUAUCAUUAAGUCUUUGUGUGUGGAAAUUGAAGGCUGUAAUGUGUAAAAUCAGAUCUCGAAAAUUGUUAUUUAAAGUUGAUGGUCUAUAGUGUUAUGGUAUUAUGCCUUAAAUGGACUUGUUGGGUGUUAACCUCUGCUGUUGCAAGUCUGGAGCUUCUGGAGACCUGCUGUAUAUUUGGUAGCUGUAUGAGUGGAUGUUUGCAUUCAAUCUUGCUAAUCAUGUACCCUGAAUCCAUAUUGGCAAGCCACGCUACCCUCUAUUAUUACUGAUGAUUUUACUGAUAUUAGCAA